Molecule: messenger RNA, 930 nt
Organism: Clonostachys byssicola
Lineage: Eukaryota; Fungi; Ascomycota; Sordariomycetes; Hypocreales; Bionectriaceae
Source: the annotation of a GenBank genome assembly
AUGCUCCGAGAAAGUCUUGAUACGCCCGAUUCCGAGUUCGUUUGCCAGGUUGCUACUUUUUUGACAAUCCUGAUGAUUGAGGGGGCGUAUUCUACAGAGGUAUACAGCUGGCGUUCUCAUUUCAAAGGAGCAGCUGCGCUAGUGAGCAAAAUGCUGCAUGGUCGAGAUUGGACCCAAUCGUCAGAUGCAUGGGUAAUAUCCCAAAGCCUUGCCCUAUCUCUGGAGAUUGCGCAGACCGGCCAUGUCGAUUCAGAACGACACGCUGGCCCUACUGGGAUGCUUUUGGAUGCUCUUUCCACGAGGAGCGACUUCGGCUACACCAUUGGGAGCCCUCGAGCUGCGCUUAAAGCAAUUUCAACACUACAGAGAGCUGACAGGGUGAAAGAUGAUGAUGGACUAGCAUUGGAUAACCUAGAGGUUGAGAUAUCUGAUGCAUUGCGGAUCUUGGACUCAAUGCAGGAUGAGGACGCGGAACAUCAAUCAAACUUUCACAAAGAGCAUUCACAGAGGAAUGAGCGGAUGGACUACCUCGCCAAACUUCAUUCACGGAUGUUUCUCAACGCAGUGUUCAUAUACUUAAAGCGACUCAAACCCGGUGUCACGCCUUCACAGGUCAGUAUAUACACUUCAUCCGUGCUGAAAGACAUGUCAACAUUUCUUGACAUGGAUGGCGGGAGCAUAUCGAUAUGGCCGGUAUUCGUCGCAGCAGUGGAAGCAUGCGCGCCAAGUGACCGGGAUUUGGUCCGGAGGUGGUUUGAAUUUUCUUCCCGCCUGGGGAUCGAGAACAGGGUCCAAGCCCGUCAGAUAAUCGAAAUGGUUUGGGAAACACGGGACUCAGUUGCUGAUGAGACGGGAUGCCCAGUAGAAGAAACUAUUGUAGAUUGGACUACGGUGCAGCAAGCCUUGGGGAUUGACAUCUUGCUACUUUAG